CUUCUCCUCCACCUAUGGCAAUUCAUCUCCGACAAGAACAUAGCCCGGUUGCGAGGCGAGUCGAUAUGCCUGGAAGGUGUUCGUAAAAUUGUCUCAAACGACGAGGGCUUCCUUCUAGGCCUCGCCUGCGCGGAGCUCGCCGAGAAUCUCCGGCUGGUGGCCAAGUCCGUGGGGCGCAUCAGCAAGAAAUGUGAGGACGCCUCUCUCCGAUGCUUCGACCACCUGUUCGAGGAGUUCGCCAACGCCGGGUGCGAUCACCACAACUGGCUGAUGAUGAGCGCCAAGGAGAUGGAUUCGAAGAUGAAGAAGCUGGAUCACUUCGUGGCCAUGACCGCCACUCUGCACAGGGAGAUGGACGAGCUGGUGGCGCUCGAAAACGGGCUGAAGAAGUCCGUGCAGGGCGGAGGGAAGGAGCAGAAAAUGAUGGAGUUGCAGCAGAAGAUCCUUUGGCAGAGGCAGCAGGUGAAGUACAUGAAAGAGAAAUCUCUGUGGUGCAGAAGCUUCGAUACCGCCACGUCUAUCUUGACCAGAUCCGCCUUCACGGUCCUCGCCAGGAUGAAGCUCGUCUUCGGAGUCGCCAUGUCGCUCCCCCGCAGCCUUUCCUCCUCCGACCACCUUCAACCCUCUGUCGGCACUCCGCGAGAACUAGAAGCAAGCCGAGCUUUGUUUUGAGAACUACAGCUAUAGCUAUCAAAAGAUACCGCAGCUAUCAAAUGAAAACUCCUAGAACAGGCUACUGUAGGCAGCCGAAAAAGAGGAAGCUGCGUUUGUUUUGAGAUGCAAUACAUAGGGAGGGUUUACUCUAUUUAUAGAGGAGAAAAAGGAAGAAGCAGAAGCAAAACCAGAAGAAAAGAAAGAAAUAAAAAAGGAAGAAGAAGAGAUUCCCUAGCCACCAAUGUGUACGAAGAAAAGGUGGAGUUCCAGCUGUUCUUUGCAAUUUUCAGUGGGCUAUGAACAACCCU
Messenger RNA from Salvia miltiorrhiza (redroot sage), 962 nucleotides. RefSeq lists its product as uncharacterized. The record is from RefSeq and is a predicted model, not a curated record. The transcript has a single exon. Gene Ontology annotation, biological process: positive regulation of growth. NCBI's taxonomy places the organism in Eukaryota, Viridiplantae, Streptophyta, Magnoliopsida, Lamiales, Lamiaceae. The annotation marks the transcript as partial.